Antechinus flavipes (yellow-footed antechinus) is the source of this 2147-nucleotide messenger RNA. RefSeq lists its product as uncharacterized. The transcript has 2 exons. The record is from RefSeq and is a predicted model, not a curated record. Lineage: Eukaryota; Metazoa; Chordata; Mammalia; Dasyuromorphia; Dasyuridae. Bases 465 to 1208 code for a protein of 247 amino acids.
GUAGGCGAGGGUGGGGCCGAGGGCGAGCCGUGCAAAGCAGGGAGCAGAGCGGUCGAGCCGGGCUGGCCACCGCCAAGGCUGCCGAGAGAGCGCGACGCCGGACGAGAGGACUGACGAUCAUUGGUCGACACUGGUGGUAGCGUUUAUAGAGCACCUACUGUGUGCCGGGUACGGGGCCCAGCACUUAACAGAUCUGACCGCUGAUCUUCACGGGAGCCCGUGAGGCGGGGGCUGCCGCUAUCCCCACGAGGACGCGGAGGCACACUGCUCACGUCCAGGCUGGACUCGAAUCCAGACCCGGUGAUCCCCCAGGUAGCCGUGACCCCGUGAGCUCGGCCCUGGGUGAGGGGCCGGCUUCCCUCUCGGUACUUCUCUGCCCCGGGGCAGGUCACGUGACAUAGGAGAAGGUCUCCGUGCCCUGAUCACAGCCAGAUUUCUGCCCCCCCAAGGGGAGGGCGGGACAGAUGCCAGCGGGUGUCCGGGGCGGUUCCCGGAAGGCUUGGGAGCCAGGGAGACGCCGGGCACUUCUCGAGAACAUUCCCGAGCCACAGAGCGCCCCCGAGGACAUCCUGCCCACGGCAUCCGUGCCAAGAAGGGCCACGGCGGGCAAGGCGGGCGCUGGGCGAGAGCUCUGGCCAAAGAGCUCACAGCUGGGGCCCCACGGGCCCGGGCGGCUCUCCAGCAAGUGCAGCUUAAGAGAGCCCGGGCACAGUCGGGGCCGGCAGGGGCGCCUCCAAACUCAUGAGGGCGCUGCCCACGUGGAGUCACUGCCCCCCCAGCGGGGCCAGAGCCCGCCCCAAAGGGAGAAGACACUGCACAUGGACACCCUCAUCCCAGAGUCUGGCUUAUUCUGGCCGCCUCCAAAAGGCGAGGCCCAGAGGAAAGCGGAGGCCCCGGUCCAGGCCCGGCGAGUGGGCCCGAGGACCCCGCGGGGACGUCUCCUCAGCUCCGAGCUCCGACCCGGGCCGGGGGCCAUGGGCAGGGACUUCACGGCGCUCCUCCGAGCUAGUCUGGACCACGCUCUCUGCCUUAUGGGGGAACCCAGGCAGCCCCGGCGCUUGGACCGCAUCCCCAAGGGCCUGACUGUGCGCCGGCGCUCACUGCGGGCACGGCUUCCCUAUGUACGUGAUGGGGGCGGGGCCACGGCCGGGAGCGCUCUCACCGCUUUCCCUGGCGGUCCUCGGCCUUUUUGCUUAAGGCACCUUUAAAGUUACUCCAAAAGGAGGCCCGAGCCUCCCCUGACUCCCUCCUGGUCCAGGCUGGGCAGGGUAGGGAGGAACCCCACCAACCAAGCACCCACUGUGCACCGGGCACGGGGCACGGGCAGCACAGGGGCCACAAAAACCAGACAGACCCCGCAUCCAAGGAGGCCCCGCGUGCAAACGCAGGCCUGUAAAACUGAGGGGGGGAUCACAGGGCGAGGAGGGGUGCACGGACACGGCUCCACGCGCAGGGGUGGGGGGCGCCAGCUAAGGGCCCCUCGUGCCACUUGUCUGCAGCACCCCACAAGGAAGCCACGGGCCCUUUACACCAGGAGAAAAGGGGGAAGGUCAAAAAGAGACAUCAGACACGAGGUCACGGGGGGUCAGAGAUUUCAGACACAAAGUUACAGGGGGGUCAGAGAGAUGUCAGACAUGAGGUCACGGGGGUCAAAGGCAGACCACAAACCCGAGUCCUCAGACCCGGCUUAGGGACCACGACUGGUGGGAUUGUGGGGAGUGAGAUGGACGCACUAAUCCAUCACUGGGGAGACUUUGGAAAGCCAUAGUGAAGGAGGUGGGGUAAGUGCCCGGGAUGUCCGUCCCCUUGAGCCCAGAGUCCCCACAAGCGGGGGGGUGGCCCAACAAAGACAAUGGCCCUCGGCCAGAGCGAGGCAGCGAAGUGGCAGGAAAGCAAAUGCCCCUGCGCGGGCGAGGGCCGAGCCAGGGGUAGGGAACUCCCAGGUGAGGAAGCUCCCUCCACCAGAGCGGGCUGAGGUCCGAGGGAGAUGCGGAGGCUGCCGCUGGUGACGGCCGACGCCAAACAAGGCGAGCGGGCCGGAGCGGCGCCGGAGCUGGUGAAGGCGGGACCCAAGUGAGGGCUGGCCUUAAGGCAGGCGAGCAGGCCCGAGCCACCAGUGACGGCCUACGCCAAACGAGGCGAGCAGC